AUGUCGGGCUUCGAGAUCGCCGGCGUCGUCCUCGGGGCGUUUCCCAUCCUCUGUGACACAGCCAAGGAUCUCGGAACGGUAUUCAAAAAGACAAAAUCAUGGUGGCAGUUUGAGACGUCUUUUGAGAACUUUGUCUCGACGAUAGCCACCCAGGAGAUUGCCUACAUACAAGUCCUGGAGCGCUUGCUUGAUCCCUUAGACAUCACGGACGGAGAGUAUGACGGCCUGCUGAGGAACCCGAGGUCGACCCUUUGGCAUGAACCGCACAUCCAAGAGGAGUUGCGGCACUGCCUGCCACAGAACAAGUUCCCAUGGUUCAUGUGGAAUCUUUCGGAGCUCAACACGGCAAUCGAAGGGCUGCAGAACCUGCUUCCCAUUGGCAAGGCAAGAGACUGUGUAUACUACAUGGAUUCUACCAAUCUCGAAAGCGAGCUGUAUCGUUUGCAGACGAGCUUCAGCAGCGAAAAGGACCGCCUUCUGAAGCGUAUCACGGAUAUCAACGACGACCUGCACCAAUUCUUCGACAGAGCUUCAACAGUGACCAGACCCCCUGCUGCGAAGCCGACGAUACCUUUCCGCGACCUGCAUAACCAGGCCGUCACAUUCUACGAAUGCCUGGCGCGCUGUUGGAAAUGCUGCUGCUCGGCUGCGCACACAGUCGGCAUCACGACUCACCCAGCGAUUCAAAAGCCGCCUCGGGCGGCCGAACGCGGGUACUUCAAUGUCCUGUUCGAAGCUAAAGCUAAUCCCAAGCAACUACGACUGCAAGUUGAGACAGUUACAACCGUCAAUUGUAUGGUAGCCCUCGACCCCGCGCCGGCUGCACCAACCAUCAAGAUUGACGCGGCCAUUGAACUGAAGAGUCAGAUGCUUGUCAAGAGCCAUCUCAAGUCGGCCUCGAGCGCAGCAAGCGAAAACAGUAUCUCCGCUCUGGCGCUCACAUCUUUGUCGAUAUCGGGACAGGCACGCAAGGCGCCGCAGAAGUCCAUACUCAAGAGCGCGGCGAACAAGUUGAGAAAGCUUCAACAUCGGAAAAGUGCCGACAGCACCCAGGGACUCAAGACCUCGACCGAGCCAGCGUCGCUCUCCAGUCUCAGUACGUCUAGCUUGUCAACCAGUACCACCACACUCACGAGUGGCGCGAGUCUAAAAGAACCCCCAAAGAAAAACGGGUUAUCGCGUUCUCGAAGUAGCGGCUCGUCGACGGCGGUACGAUUCGUCGACGCAGAAACCCCGCCAUCUUCGGCCCAGACAGACGAAGGUCGGAACAGAGAGGUCAAGAGCCUCUGCGACUUCGUCAUGGGCGCCGACACUCCCCACGGUGACAAACGCAACACGCUGUCGUUCGACGAGGGCCGGCGGGUGAUACUGGAACCCGAGCCAUUGGACCAGAGCACCCUCAAGGCGGCGACUACGCAAUCUAUCGACCAUUUCCUCCAGACCACCAAGGUGAGACACAGCCGUCUCUCCGUCGGCCUCAGCUUCGCUCUCACCCUUCUCUGCCUGGCCACGUCGUCGUGGAUACCGGUGCAGCCGUCCAAGGACGAUGUUUUCCUCGUCUGCUGCGAGUCGGGCGGCAAGAUGCCGCAGCGACUGGGGCCCUACUUCUCGCGGACCUCGCGCGAAAUAUGCUCGUCGUCGCCGUCCGACUCCACAGACAGCGGCCGGGUGUGGGACGCCAAGGCUUCUCUGCUCCUCCUCGGCGUCGUGCUCCUCGAGCUCUUUCACGGCCAGACGCUCGAGCAGCAGGCGUCCUGGGCCGAGUCGCUCGACGAUGACGGCCAGCCGAACGAGAGCACGAGGUUCUGCGGCGCGUUCCUGUGGGUGUGCAGGGCGGAGGAGUCGCUCAAGGAGCACUUUGGCAGAGAGCUCGGCGGGGCGCUGUCCGAGGCGAUCCGCAAGUGCAUCUGCUUCGACUUUGGCCGGGACGACGACCGCGGCGACCUGCGACUCGCAGAGGUGGUGUACAAGGAGGUCGUGGUGCCGCUGGAGAGGUGUUGCCCGCAAAUGUGA
Molecule: messenger RNA, 2013 nt
Organism: Colletotrichum graminicola M1.001
Lineage: Eukaryota; Fungi; Ascomycota; Sordariomycetes; Glomerellales; Glomerellaceae
Exons: 3
Coding region: 1-2013 (670 amino acids)
Source: RefSeq, a predicted model, not a curated record